CUUCUGAUAUCAUGCACAUUGUGGUUAUAUUAUAUUUAUUGUACGACUGCUAGAAGAUAGGGAUUCCAGAAAGAAUAGAUUGUAGUGCUGUACGAUCGUGCAGAUUUUACGCAUUCUCAAAUAGAUUUCUGACUGGACAGUCAGUGCGUAGCAUGUGACGUCACAUAGCAAGAUGGCUGCUUCCAUGGCAAGAUAUAUUGCGAAAAAUAAUACAAAGUUUAUAAAGUGUUUAUCUGUUCAGAAACCACACGUGAGGUGUUUAUCCUCUAAGAAUGAAAGUGCUCUCAUCUCAGCAAAGGAAGAGGUGAAUGGCGUUAAUUUCCAUUAUGUGCGACGCGGAGCAGGCGAACAUCCCAUCUUGCUUAUGCCCGGUGCUCUUGGUUCAGGGAGCUCUGAUUUUGGGCCACAACUAGAAAAGUUGGAUGGAAGUCUCUUUACUAUUAUUGCUUGGGAUCCCCGGGGAUAUGGAAAGAGCAUUCCACCUGCUAGAGACUUUCCUCUUGACUUCUUCCAUAGAGAUGCUUCAGAUGCUACCGGUCUAAUGAAUAAACUUGGAUUUAAGAAAUUUUCCAUGCUUGGGUGGAGUGAUGGUGGAAUAACAGCAUUGGUACUAGCAGGAACCUUUCCAGAUGUGGUCAGGAAAAUGGUUGUAUGGGGUUCAAAUGCUACCGUUACCGAAAAGGAUAUGAAAAUGUAUGAUGAUAUCAGAGAUGUGGAUAAGUGGAGUGAGCGCAUGCGAGCGCCCUUGGUUGCUAUAUAUGGGCGGGAGAACUUGCAGGCUCUUUGGUCGGCAGAUCUGGAUUAUUUCUGGGGCGUACUAGAUAGUAGAGGAGGUGAUAUCUGCAAAACUGAGAUGACCAAGGUUCGAUGUCCGACGUUGAUCAUUCAUGGUCAGAAGGAUGCGAUGGUGGGUCAGGAGCAUGCUGAUUACCUACACAGCCACAUCAACGGCUCCAAACUCGUCCUCCUACCGGACGGUAAGCACAAUCUACAUUUCAAGUACGC
Messenger RNA from Priapulus caudatus, 1005 nucleotides. RefSeq names its product valacyclovir hydrolase-like. NCBI's taxonomy places the organism in Eukaryota, Metazoa, Priapulida, Priapulimorpha, Priapulimorphida, Priapulidae. The record is from RefSeq and is a predicted model, not a curated record.